AUCGCGCGCUUAUUUAUCGCACGACAUUUCAAUCCAACGGACUUUUAUCCGCGAUAACGGCGUAUUAAAAACGCCGUCGGAUUAUCUCGCCAAUCGGCGGUCGCGUCCGCGCGCCUUUGCUUGCGCGGAGACCCCGCGUACCGCCCCCUCAGUACGUUAUGGAAUGCGCGACGGGUAGCUACCGUGUUACGCGGCUCCGCACGAUGCCCGGCCGAGAAUGCACGCUAACAGACCGGAAUAUCGUGCGACGCGGCCGUGGACUUGACGUCUCACCGCCCGACAUCGGUCACGGUGCGUACGUCGACCGUUGGUCGCCCACACCGUUCCCCGAUCGCACGAGCUCCCGUAUUUUUCGUCAUCGUCGGUAGCACGUCGUAUACGUGGCAACAGCGUGUUUGGCUGCUGGUGUGUGCUGCCUGUGCGAACGUAGUGUGUGCGUGCUGCUCUGUCAUUUCUUCUAGUCGAGAGGAAUUUCGUCGGCUUUCGAUAGCGGACUGGCCGAUUGAGUAACAUUACACCCGCCGUAUCGUCCGCUCUUGAACAACAUCGGCGAACGGGACGAGGCCCCACUCGACGAGGUCGGAUCCCACCUCGGAGCACGUCUAGCAACGACAACGCUCUCGCUCCAUCAGCGUUGCAUCCGCUCGUCAUCCCGCGAUUUUCAUACCCGCCGAUCUGUGUUAAAGUUGAUUCGCUCCGAAUUUUGUUCCAAUUCUGACCUGCAUCGGCAAGAGCGUGCUUUCGACCCUAUAGCAUUAUAGCCUUCGUCGAAGAAUGCAUACGUGAACGUGCGAAUGUGGAAAUUAUUUACUUAUACGUCGCAUUGGAACUAGGAAACGUUCUCGUUUGUAUCCCCCGGUGUGGAUAGCCUCGGUGGGAAUUUAAUGCUGUAUUUCCAAUGGCCUUACGUACCUGGUAACUGCAAUGGGCUGACGCAGAAUGCGAUUUGUUUAUCGUUCUUCAGAUAUUCCUCUCUUUGCGGCGUCAUCCACAUGAGAGAGUUAACUUGAUGAAAGAGUUAAUGGUGCUUCCGCACAUUAUCAUCCUUAUCUUUCUGUUGAUACAAUGGAGGAACCGGUUAAGAAGAAACAGCGUAUUGAGAAUUGCGAGGAUACCAAGAACAGGCUUGCUGAAAUUGAACAGUUGCAAAGUAGCCUGCUUACACGAUGUUUGUGUUAUAUGCCAGAGAGCAGUUUGCGCAAACCAUUUAUCAAUACCACAGUGGAGGAAGUCGACGGCAGUAUCCGUUCCGCCGUUCUGUCCGAGUGGCAUACAGAUCAGAUCCUGGAGUUUCUGAGCGCUCUGCAGUUGCUGUUCGACUUAGCGAUCAAGCAAAAUAUGCGAGGUGUGAUGUGUAAAAGAGUGACGGAUGUUUGCGACGCGCUAGCGCGAAACGAGCACGGCAUUAUCGAUCAAAUCAUCGAUUUGUCCUAUACGUCCAACAAAUUCGUAUCGUUCGCCGGGAGUCGCGUGCUUGCAUCAUUUUUCAUCCUCACAAGGGAUAAUGUGGAGAUUGCCUGGUUGGAGAGGCUCAUGCAAUCUCUGGUAAAUACGCACUCGCCUAGCCAGAUGCUCUUCACUCUGGACGUGGUCAAGAGGGUAGUCGAGCACAAGGAUUGCAGUAUACAUCCAUUGGAGGAUGCGGAUGCAUCCGUAUCACCAGCCGGAUGCAAUACGCACAUCAUCUCCGAUACUGAAAGCUUCGACAGCACAGCGAUCAAGGCGAUGUGCGUAAAGGCACUGGAAUCCAAGUGGACCAUCCUCGUGUCCAAGUUCAAAAUCAUUCUCAGGACUUAUACACCGCAGCACGCAUCCGUUGUCAUCACGUUCCUGCAUCUAUGGGAGACCAUCAUUUCCGUCAAAGCUAAUCUAUCCAUCAUUGACACCAAGCCCUUCUAUUCUAAAUUGAACGAUCUCGUAUGGUUGCUCAACAGUAAUCUACCGGGCGUGAUCUGGCGACAUCUACUCGGUCUGUUCAAUGAGGUGCUGUGUUACGGUAGCACGUUAGCGCUGCAAGAUGUGCUGCCGGACGAACCAUGUUCCUUGGCGACCCUGAUCGUGCGCGUCGUCAAAGAUCAUCGGUUGCUUGACGCGUUACCGUAUCGUCAUGGUUCAGGUAGCUUCGGUGGCGGCACCGCUGAGGGUGAUCGUCCGCUGUUGCAGAAGAUGGUUUUGCUAGUGUUGAAAAGCGCAGCUGUAACAGUGCGGGAAACGCGCAGUGAUUCCAGUGACUCGUCCCUGGGUUCCGAAGCCGAAGAUCUCGACGAGGACAUGGCAGUAAUUGACAGGAGCAUCCGCGAAGUGCUGCGUCAGCUGGACCAAUGCGUAAAGGCGCUGAUGCCUUUCCAUCCGGAGAUGCCGCUGUCUCAGUGGGUCGUGCAGAUGUUUCACGAUCAAGAUGAUUUUUUGAUAGAGGGUAUGGUCUGUUGCCUGGACGUCGCCGUGGGCCUCUUCUAUCGCGGAUCACCGCAGAAUGGCCCGGUAUCAAGAUCGGUGCUCAGUCCGCUCAGACCCACGCUGACUUUUGUGCAAUUUAUCCACGUCGUAUCACACGACCCGGAUGUGCUGCUGGAUCUACUGGUUAGCAACGAGACCUGCUUUCUGCUGUACCUGUUGCGAUUCCUCAAGUACAUCAGACGCAAUUGGGGCGAGUUCGUCGAGUGCUGCGGUCGUGAGCUGGACGACACUAUGACGGUACUGAUAAGAUUACGGUUGGCCAUCGAUCGAUUGGUAUCUAAGGCGUUAUUCCCGUAUAACAUUAGUCCGGUUCUCCGUCUGCUCGAGAAAUGCGAAUCCUUCUACGAGGGUAACGUAGAGAACGGUAAUGCAUCCGUCAUGUAAGAUAAACGAGAGAUUCGAUUAGCCGCCAGGUCGAUCAAACAUGUACAAAUUGUACGAAUCUCUUUCGUUAGCUAGAUUUUUUCAUCUGUAAAAUAUUGCGUAUAGCUAUACAGAUCGCCGCAUUUCGUCUCAUAAUAAACAAGCGACUGAUUUGACUCGCCAUCAAUUGUCUUUGAAGUCUUAAGGAAGGUCAGAAAGACGAGCGCGUUUCUAUUUAUUAGUCCUUAGCGAAAUUUUCGAACGUAGCUGAAAUUGCGAGACGGAGGUACUUUCGUCUGUUCACGAAUCAGUGAAGUUUUGAGAGGAAUCAUGGACCAUAGAUUCAAUUAGACUAGUACAAAAAAGGGAAUUAACAAAACUCGUAACCAUCAUCUCAAAAUGAAACUGGAUUUGUGUGGUGCUAAUGAAGUA
Molecule: messenger RNA, 3252 nt
Organism: Cataglyphis hispanica
Lineage: Eukaryota; Metazoa; Arthropoda; Insecta; Hymenoptera; Formicidae
Gene: lin
Product: protein lines
Exons: 2
Coding region: 1066-2841 (591 amino acids)
Source: RefSeq, a predicted model, not a curated record